Protopolystoma xenopodis is the source of this 147-nucleotide messenger RNA. The record is from the annotation of a GenBank genome assembly. Lineage: Eukaryota; Metazoa; Platyhelminthes; Monogenea; Polystomatidea; Polystomatidae.
AUGUGUCUGUAUCAGGGCUUUGGUUUUGUGACCUUCGCCAGCAUGGAGGAGGCUGACCGAGCGCGUGAACACCUCAACGGCACUGUGGUGGAGGGUAGAAAAAUUGAGGUAAAUGCACUUUCCAGCUUCCAUUUUAUGUGUGUCUAA